Messenger RNA from Purpureocillium takamizusanense, 1017 nucleotides. RefSeq lists its product as uncharacterized. Lineage: Eukaryota; Fungi; Ascomycota; Sordariomycetes; Hypocreales; Ophiocordycipitaceae. The record is from RefSeq and is a predicted model, not a curated record. The transcript is spliced from 3 exons. Bases 1 to 1017 code for a protein of 338 amino acids.
AUGACGGUCUCCAAGAGCUAUACGCAGUCACGCAAGAUUAAAAUACAAUGGCCUCAGCUAGACACCACAGUUACCGCAGUGCUGGACGAUCAAUUAAACCCCCGUCUCGUGGAUCUGCUCUUCGAGCAUUUACCGUAUCGCUCUCUUCAGAACCAUGCCUUGGUCUCUGGCAACCACCUAUACCACCUUGUACCAUCCGAACGACUUAUCUACACCAAGGCAGAUUAUAAGGUUCCAGACCGGACCACGGAGCCGGAUGGGACUUUAUUCCUUUCCGGUUUGCAGCACCUGGCUGUCAAGUAUGGCCCUCUGUCAGAAUAUUUGCCAGCCGCGCCUUGUGGCCACAUCGUCCCCGAGGACAUGAGCCGCCUACGAGAAGUCGGGAACUCGGUGUGGAAAGCUUGUAAAGACUCAAAACAGGUGAUUGAGGUUGUCGUGUGGGACGCCUCACAGCCCCAACCGACAGAUCCCAUUCCCUUGGCUACCGAAAGGACGGGUUCUUCCGCGGAAGUAAAAGAGCUAGUUGAGGAAAUCCAUGCCGAGACCAAAAAGUCAUGGUCUGGAAUAUCGGACGACCUUCUUAAGGUACAUCAGGGCCGGGGACCUUCAGGCGCGGGCUCUAAGGAGUCUUACUUUGCCACUAUGUUGUUCAUUAACGGCGAAAUCCGGCCGCUUGGCUAUAACGUGUUGAACAAUAUACUCAAAAUUGCAGCAACACAGCCGCAGUUCGAUCUACAGCACCUCGUAACCCUCUACGAUAUUUUCGUCUCCGUACCAUCCGAGUUUGUUGGAUACGCCGGCGCAACGUUCCUUUACGCAACGUUUCGGAAGGUCGCCAGGCUCAUAGAAACAAGGGUCCUAGCUAAUAGCGACCUAGAAGAGGCUCGCGAGGAUUUCCUAGCCAUGGUCAGUGCUUUUGCUCGCUAUGUCAAUCUGCUAAACGCCCAAAAUCUGCAUUUAUUUCCCUGGAAACACACCAAGGAAUAUCCCUUGCUUCCAGAGUCUCAGCGGGUUUAA